Messenger RNA from Etheostoma spectabile (orangethroat darter), 3953 nucleotides. RefSeq lists its product as uncharacterized. Gene Ontology annotation, molecular function: signaling receptor binding. Lineage: Eukaryota; Metazoa; Chordata; Actinopteri; Perciformes; Percidae. Bases 90 to 926 code for a protein of 278 amino acids. The record is from RefSeq and is a predicted model, not a curated record. The transcript is spliced from 6 exons. Gene Ontology annotation, cellular component: external side of plasma membrane. Gene Ontology annotation, biological process: regulation of cytokine production; T cell receptor signaling pathway.
AUAGGCCUACGUUACAUUCACAGCUAGUCGGUGGAACAGCUGUUUUUGGAUCAUCCGCGCGCGCACGGACCGGGGUAACAACAUACAGCAUGGGGGUGACGGGGUCCUGUCAGCUGUUUCUGCUGCUCGCUGUAAGUCUGGAUCCCACCGCGGCGGUCUCAGACACGGGAUUACAGUGUCCAUUAAAUACAUUGGACGCAGAAGUUGAUGAGACUGUGAUUCUGCCGUGUAGGACGACCCCCAAAAUGGAUGUUGUCAACAAAGUGGAGUGGGUGGUUAACGAUACAGUCGACGUCUAUUUGCUCCGUAAUGGAAAACCUGAGUUGGACGAUCAGGGGACGGACUUCAAAGAAAUAACAUCUCUUUUUGACGAUGAGCUGUCUUCGGGGAAUUGUUCUCUGCGUCUGAAAACCAAGAUGUCUCACAGCGGAAGAUACCGCUGCACUGUUAGAACUGCAAAUAAGACAAAAUCCUGUCAUAUAUCCCUCACCGUCCGUCCACGUAAAGGAAGCAACACCACUCCACUCACUCCAUCAGACGGUAUCAACACCACACACAACACCAACCCUCACCAUGGCUCAGGAACUCCACCAGGUGGUGGCGACAACUCCACUCUUCUUCCGGGUGGCAUCGUUGGCAUCGUCAUCGGCGUCAUCAUCGGCAUCGGCGUCAUCAUCGUCGUCAUCCUUCUUGUGAUCUGGAAGCGUAAAAUGAGCUCUGAAGGUUGUGACGGGAUGCGUUCCUGGCCGUUCCCUUUCCCACGCCCUCUCUGCUGUCCCCCUGCUGGGGAAGCUGUUCGGCAGAGCGACCCAGAUGAUCCGGCGCCUCCCACGGAGGACCGAAGAACUGGAGACCAAGACAACAGAGCGAACGAGAUUCAACUGGAAGACAGGAUCGUGGACCCAAACCCUCCAGGAGAUCCGUAGUCUUACGUCCAGUCUACGGCAAGUCUCCCAACGACUUUCUGAGGGAUUCCACUGCCGACUAAUGUUCAAAAUCUGAAUGAAACCCGGAGAGUCUCACUAGAGUCCAGAUCUUUGAUUGCUUUAAGGUCGUAAAACUCCGUUUGUCUUUUCCCUUCUGGAAACCAGACAAAAUCAAACGUGUUUUAAUAUAAAUUAAGUUUUAAGUCUUAAUAGUGAAGUUAAAAUCAUGUGAACGUGGUCAACAACCAAUGGGUGCUCAUACAAACCACCUCCACCAUCUGGCCCCCUCACGGCCCCUCAGAUCCACCUAAGCCGGUCUCCUCUGCACCCACAAGUCCAAACUCCACAGUUUUGGGGAUUGAGCCUUCUCCAGAGCAGAUCCCAGGCUCUGGAACCCCCCUCCCCCAAGAGAUUCUUGAGUCCCUCACUAUCUUCCAGUCCCCCCUUAAGACCCAUCUCUUAGCCUACCCACGCCCCCCCCUCCCUUCUCAUCUGGUUUUAUUUUAUUUUAUCCAUUGUCCGUUGUUUUUAGUGUCUUCCUGCCCUGUAAAGUGGCUUUGAGUCGGUGAAAAGCGCGAGAUAAAUUCAAUUUAUUAUUAUUAUUAUUAUUAUUGUUCUCAAAGUCUGAUCCAAGUCUCCUAGUGUAUGUUAGGCUUUACCUUUAAAUCACCUUCCAGGUAAACAAGCUCAGGUGAAGCUUGCUGCGCUGCCCUGUUAUAACUGUGACAACAAAAACAGCUGUAGCCAAUCAUCCUCAGGGUCAGAAACAGGCUUAUUUCAGGUUAGUUCUCACUCCGGCUGGGUGGUGUAAGCGGCAGCUACACCUCAAUGAAUGUUGGGCCCCUCCGCCCAGCGUUGGUGUUCACAUACGAUGAAUCCGCCCGUCUGAUUGCUGAGUGAAGCCGCCAACACGUGCUCCGCGAUAUCCAACUGCUCUGGCUUUUAUUUUAACCCUUAUGUUGUCUUCCCGUCAACCAUGGAGACAAAAAUGGUUUUUUUUAACACAAUUUUCGCCUUUUAUUGACAUUUUUUAAUCACUUUUCCAAUGCUGUGGGUGCUUUUUUAUGUUGUUUUUCAAAGUUAUUUGAUAUUUCUAAUGACGCCAUGACAAAGGCAAAAACAUUUGUCAUUAAAAAAACUGAAAACGGGUCACAGUUGACCCGAGGACAACAUGAGGGUUAAUAUUAGGGAGAGCGGUUGGAUUAGUUCAACUUUGACCUCGAUGCCAAAGACGUUUCAAUGUGCAAUUACUCCACCUCGCUGUCUUACCUCGGAUCGUUAAUAGGCGGCUUUGACCCUUGUGUUGUCUUCCCGUCCACCAUGACCUUUUUGUCUUUCCGGGUCAAAAUUUGGGCAUUUUUUUUUCUAUGCUUUUGACCCUUUUUAAAACGUUUUUGUCUAACUUGUUUUUCCAUUUUAUUUAUUUGACAUUAUACCCUUAAUUUUUGUUUAAAAAAAGAAAGAAGAAGAGAGCCUAAAUUAUGAAUUAUUUUGCCUGAUGGUUAAGAUCAGACGACGUAUCGUCAGGAUUCUUUAAAUUUAAAAAGAAUUUCAAUUGCUACGAAACUGAAUAAAAACAGCCCAAAUUCAAUGAAAGUAAUCGUUAAAUUUACCAAAGAUCAUGCAUGUAACCAUGUUAUUUUUUUGGGCACUUCUGAUUUUAAAAAACUUGGAAAACGGGUCAUAUUUGACCCCGAAGACAACACAAGGGUUAAAGGUCAAGCCAAGGUCAUUUUACAUGUAAAGUUAAAAUGAUGCAGAGGAGGGAAUGUUUAAAUGUUUUACAGAGAACUAGGGAUGUCCCAUUCACAAGUAUUGGAUCCGAGCCAUUAGCUCUGUUAUUUAGGCAAAUACAAGUACUGGACCGGGACUCUGUGAAUUCUGGAUCAGGGACCAGAACCGCUAACCGGGACAUCCCCGCUGAAAUCUUUAUAGAAUCAAGAACAUGUGCAAUGUGCUAAACACUUAAAGUCACACUACGUUUAUAAAGGGACACUCCCCCUAUCUUAACGCUGUAGCCUAAAAGGUGUGUGUGUGUGUGUGUGUGUGUGUGUGUGUGUGUGUGUGUGUGUGUGUGUGUGUGUGUGUGUGUGUGUGUGUGUGUGUGUGUGUGUGUGUGUGUGUGUGUGUGUGUGUGUGUGAUCACUCCAGUUCUGAAGUCUUUACACUGGCUUCCUGUGCCUCAAAGAAUUGAUUUCAAAGCACUCUUGCUAGUUUAUAAAUCACAAAACAGUUUAGGGACAUACAUUUGUGGUCUUCUACUACACUACGACCACUCAGGUGGUCUGGGACAGGUCUGCUUUUUGUCCCCAGAGUCAGAACUAAACCUGGGUGGUAUUUAAAUGGUUGCUCAUUACUUUAAUUUCUUCUACUGCACUGGAACUUUUAUUCUUGUGUUUCAUCUUGUUUUCAUUUGUUUUUUAACUGUUUUUGGGGAAAGCACUUUGAAUCGGCCUGUAACUGAAAUACCUCGCACAAGCAAGCAUCAAAAUUAUGCACAUGAACUGUAAGAGUUCAGUUACUGACCAAAUGUGCCUGUUACACACACAUAAGGAAGUAGAAAUGAUUUUAUAUUGCCAGUAUUAACUUUAUUUUGAAGGAAUGGAACAGCGUAAAGCUGAGGAAUAUGUGAAGGAAUUGUUUUUAGAGAUUGCUCCUGUGGUGUAAAAUUGAGGUAACAUUGUCUUGUAAUUCAUACAUUUGUAUAUAUUUUUUAUCUUGCACUGCUGACUGCAGAGGCAGUUACCUGUUCUGCAUAAUAAAGUGACAAUGAUGAAGACAACCAACGUGGAUCUUAACCUUCGUAUUUUAUCCGAGUCAAAUUGAUCCAUUUCUAAUUUUUACAAGAAGAAAAAUGGUCCAGGUUCCAUGUUUUCUACCUGAAAUUCGGUUGCUUUUCCGUAUUUCCUGUGAUUACAAAUGUUAUUCCUGAUUUCAUGUAAACAUUUAUUCUGGAUAUUUUGACCACGUAUAUGUUGUUGCCAUCGUGUGAUUUUUUUAAUUCAUUGAAUAUUGAUAACCUUAUGA